AUGGCCUUUUACCCCCUUGGUCCCUGUUUUCUUGACCUGUCCUCGACUUGUCAACUUUGGGGUCCCCGUCCCCGUGCCUGUUCCAAUCCCAAUCCCCGUCUCAUCCUCGUCCGAGUCUUGAGUAUUGAGAGUCUGAGCCUGAGCCUGAGCCUGGAGCGCUCGCUUCUCUUCCCAACCUUCUUCACCCCGUCCAUUCUUCUUCUUCUUCUAUUUCUCCUUCCCCGAUACCCCCCUCUCCUCCUUUUACCGGAUUCUCAAAACCCCCCCGCGCCUGGCCUUUUCUCCUCCCGACGUCGCAGACCAACCGACCUGGUCGACCCCAUUGUCUUUUGUCAAUCAGUCAAUCCGUGCCGACAACCUUUCCUAGGCACCACUAAUUUUGGGCACACAAUCGGCCGCUGCGCAUUCCACAGCUCCAGCUCCUCCCCGUCGCUGUCCGUCUCAAAUCAAAGAGCGGCCAGCCAGCCAGCAAAAAAGCAGCAAAAGCAGCAGCAAGCAGCUCUGUCUCUUUUCUUAUUCCUACAACAUUUCGGAUUGUUCCGUCCCGCCGCCAUCUCUCACCUAGUCAGCCAGACCAAGCCGCUUUCCGUCUACCCACGCUCCGACUUUUCACGGCCCAGCAGCAAUCAGCUACGUGCACCCACAACCCGCCAGGCUAAUUCCUCCCCCAGCCCGCUCUCGGCCAUUCUCGUAAAGCUCAAAGCGCAAGCUCGAAGCGUCAAUUGCUGCGACUCCGCGCUUCGCAAGAAAGGGCAAGAAAAACAAGGGCAAAGAGUCUCCUCUCGCUUCGGCCUUGGCGACCCCAAUCCUCUGACACAGAAAGAGUUGCAGUCGCGCACCUCCUCGUCAAAAGUCAGACCGUUUGACGACAUCGCCAAUUCGCCCUCUUACCAAUUUACCAACGACUCGUUGCAUCUCGAUCAAUUCUGCACGGGUUUUUCAUUCUCCGAACUUGCAUAUCGGCAAUCGUCAAGCCAAGCGUGUCGGGUGCAGCAGCAGCAACCCAACCCGACCCGUCUCCUUUUUUCUCGCUUCAUUCCUCCCAACCUACCAACAGCAACUAUGAGCACAGCGAUCGCAAUGGCUCCCUCUCCGGCCCCUCACGACAGACCGUCGUUCCCUUCCGACCUCGCUCCCGCGUCUUCCGCACAGCACGGCGCUUCUUCGCCUGCACAACAAAGACCUCUUGCACCAACUGGAACUCCCAAUGCGACGGCGCAUCGGUCAGGCAGCGGCAGCCCUAGGGGUGCCGCCCAAGCUCCCAAGUCAUCUCCUCCCAGCGCCGCGAGACAUGCCAGCGGUGCACCAAAGAUCGUCGUGAAAAAAGAACCCAACUCCCCCGACUUGCCGACGACCCGUCACAGGCCACGCAAACUCGACCUGUCCAACAAGGGGGCACACCCGGGCUCCAACACUCCCGGCACUGCUAGGCCCAUGACUGCUAGGGACAACUUGGGCAUCCAGGAGGUCGGCCUUGCCUGCCUCUCGCCCGGGUUCGUUACCCAGGACCCCAUCAUGAAGGAACAGCUCCAGCGCAGCAUGAGCGUGAGGGACCAGCAACGCAUGAUCAUCGAGCAGAGAAUGCAGCAGCAAUCCGCAAAGGGCGAUGGCCCUGACACCUCUGGAAAGGACCCUGUUUCUCAGUUCGCAGCAAAGACCCCCGGCCUGUCUCGCAGGAACAAGGCCCAGCUCUCCAUCCUGCCGCCCUCCGCCGAGUCUUUUGCCAACGAGCGUGUCAUCCAGUCGGCCCCCUUGGGACACUCCUUCACUGGCCGCCAGCAUCCUGCACCGCUGUCUCGUCACAUUACAAACCAGCCAAACACUCUCUCCAACACUUCUCACAUCCACCACGUCCCUGCCAACCAGACAAACAACCGUCUCCCGCCCAUCAGCGAUGUCUUUGGACAGGUUUCUGGCCACCCCGACAAUGCUCCCACCUCUUUGUACCCCCAGACCAGCCGUCCCCCCAUGGCAUCACCUAGCCACCCCCCUCAGAUGCAGCAUGGCCCCCCUACUUCCGGACGUGCCAGAGAGUACAAGUCAGCGGAAGAGGCACAGCACGAGAUUGCCGGUGGUCGCCCCGAGCUGCUCCCUAAGAUCGUACACUACGGAAACGCUCACCAGCCUCCUACGCCUCCGUCUCCUGCCCCGGGAAGCAGAGCCGCUGAUCCCAGCCGCAGCGCAAGCAGGCGCCGCACCCGUGCCGAGUACGAGGACGGCAGCCCACCAUUGGGCCAUGGCCCUCCCCCCCAGCGAAGAGGACCAUUCGGCGCCGGUCGGGACAGCCCCGAGAGCCAAAGGCAAAAGCGCGAGGAGUUCAUGCAGCUCUGCGCCAGAGCCUGGGACCUUUUCCACUCUUAG
Colletotrichum lupini is the source of this 2361-nucleotide messenger RNA. RefSeq lists its product as uncharacterized. The coding region runs from base 1 to 2361 and encodes 786 amino acids. The record is from RefSeq and is a predicted model, not a curated record. NCBI's taxonomy places the organism in Eukaryota, Fungi, Ascomycota, Sordariomycetes, Glomerellales, Glomerellaceae. The transcript has 8 exons.